CUCUAUUUAAGAUAAAAAAAUUUUUAUUAUGUUUAGAUUAAAAACCGAAAAUUAGUAAUGCAUCAAGUGAAUAUUUUCCUUACUUAGUACCAUCAUUUUACGGUUUAUAUUAUGUUAUUCAUCAAAAGUGAAACUGAACAGCUGAACGUGGCACUGACCGUGUGAAAGCCAGGCAGCGCUAGGACCAAGGGGGAGACAGGCCACACACUUUACAGCCGCGGAGGGGAGGCUGGUUCUCCGGCUGGAGUUUGACAAAGUUCCUCUCUGUUACCUGUAAUGGUGAACAUUUUGAAGAAACGAAAAAAACACAGCCUGUGAUUUAAAAGAACAACCUCUGUGGCCGCGCUGUCAGAGUCGUCUUUAUGUUUAAGUUUUGUGUCUUUCUGUCUUAUCUUCCUGGAAACACCUGCGUCAAUCAGGUAGCACAUCGAUGAAGAGGGAAGUCCUUGGGCUUUGAGCGGUGAACAGGGAUGUGUUCCAGUCGGGGUCUAUGUGGGAGUCAGGAUCGCCCUCCCAACAGAUCGUCCAGCUCGGGGGAUGGCGGUUCAGGGGCACACUAUGCCCUGUGUGCCCUGGGAGUCGGACUCAUUGCUCUGGGCAUUGUCAUGAUUGUGUGGACUGUGAUGCCUCUGGACGGAGCGGCCUCAGACAACUCAACUGCCACAGGAAACAACCCCGACACCAGCGUGCCAGGGAGCAGCGACGAAGAGGAGGGCAGUUCAGACGGCAUUAAGUCCUCGUCGGUGGCCUUGGUGCUGGUUGGAGUGGGGACCGCCAUUCUGUUCUUGUCCAUUUGCUUAGGGGUGAGAAAUAGGCGGAAGGCACGUGAGAGAAGUAGACAGCCGGUGGCAAUGGGAGUCCCCUACAUGGACCAUGUGGCCGGGGAGCAGGAAGAGACACCUGAGCAACCUACAUACAGUGUGCCUAGCUACGAGGAGGUCGUUGGCAGUGGUGACUAUCCAGUCCGCCAGAGCAACCUACGACAAAGCACCUCACAGCUGCCGUCCUACGAGGACAUCAUUGCAGCCGUGGAAAAUGAGGGCACAGAACCCACUAACGACCCCACUGAGGACGCCCCUCCCACCGACCCCACAGCCACAACCACUCCCACACCCACUCCCACUCCUGCUCCGUCUGCAGCUGAGCCUCCGGCUGAGCCCGGCCCUGCAGCCAACCCCAACCAGCCCACCCGCAGCAGCAGCCGGGCCAGUCGCAUACUGCGGCCCCUCCGGGUUCGAAGGAUCAAGUCAGACAAACUGCACCUGAAGGACUUCCGACUCCACAUCCGCAGCCCCACACAAAACCCAGUUACUAUUGAACCAAUCACUCCACCACCACAGUAUGAUGAUAAGAUGCCUGAAUUAGGGUAGCACCUUCUUAUUAUCUUCAAAUGUUUUUCUGUCUUUUGAUUAAUGAAAAUAUCUCUGGAUCAGGCAGACUAAUGACAGCAUUUGUGAAACUCAUUUUGAAUGUUGGGAAGCGGGUUAGCAGUGUGGGCUGGGUGAUGGAGGUCGUGAAGUGGUGUGAGUCCAGAUUGGUGUAGCAAAAAAUGCUGAAAUAAUAUUCUCAAGUACAUCCCUUUUUAUUCUUAUUUUAUUUUUUCCCCAUUAUUAAUUAAUUAAUACUAUUGUUAAGAUUGCUGUAUAUUGAUACUUACUAGUUGUGAAUGUUGCCAGUAUAUUGGAUAUGAUGUAUGGUAAUUCAAGGAAAGGGGGGUAACUGGGACAACUGUGGUAUAGGCAUUUGUAAUUAACAGAUAUACUACCUUUUUAUGUUUUGUAUCUCUGACAAAAACACAGUGAGGACAAGGAUUUAUGAAUUUUUAGAGCUGUUAUGUGAAUGUUAGUCUACUUUUUCUAUGUUUUUCUUUCUUUUUUUAACAUCUCUGCUUUAAGAGGCUCUUUUCAGCUGUCUUUCUUAUUAACAGGUAACAGAAAAUGGUAUCUGGGUCAUGGGUAAUGUGAAUUGUCAAAGAAAGGAAACACUACAUAAAUUCACUGUAUGGAAUAUUGACACAAGGUAAAUAUUUGUGUUUUCUGGUAUUGGAUGGAACUUUGGGACUUCAGUAGGGAGCGCAGUAUGCAAUAUUGUAUUUUUCCUAAGAGACUCCCUCAAAAGACUUAUAUCACCGAAUGUUCAAUGGUCUAAGAAUAUGCUGUAAUAUUUGUAAAAGCUGGCAAACACACACACACACACACACACACACACACAUAUAUAUAUGUGUGUGUGUGCGUGUGUGUGUGUGUGUGUGUGUGUGUGUGUGUAUUCAGUUAGGAUCAUUUCAAGAUUCUAUAUUUUCACUGUGAAAUGUAGAUGAAAAUAAAUUCUGCUGGAACUUUUAUUUCUUUUUUAAGCAUCUUUAAUACCAUGCGAGUAUACAUAAUGAAUGCAAAGUAAACUACACGCCAACUGUAUGCGUCAGUCACCUGUACUCAAAGCUACACCAAGAUGUGCUUUAACACUAACACACUUCAAGAAGACACUGUUCCACUUUUUUAUUGUUUUUUAAUUAAUUGCAUUCUGUUAGCUUAUGUAUUUAUUGUUAAAGAGGAGAAUAUUCUCUUGUAAGUGCAUUAAUAAAAUUCAGCAUAGUUGUU
Molecule: messenger RNA, 2597 nt
Organism: Myripristis murdjan (pinecone soldierfish)
Lineage: Eukaryota; Metazoa; Chordata; Actinopteri; Holocentriformes; Holocentridae
Gene: tmem51b
Product: transmembrane protein 51b
Exons: 3
Coding region: 471-1370 (299 amino acids)
Source: RefSeq, a predicted model, not a curated record